AAGCAAAGACGCAUGUUUUGUAAUUCACUUGUAAAUUUUGCCUAAAGCAUACAUAUUUCAUUUUACAUAAUUUAUUUACACUUUACACAUCAUUGCUGAAUAUAUUUCAUAGAGUCUGAUAUUUGAUAAUCAACAAAAUUUAACAGACAUUUUGUUCUAAACGGUUUUAAUUUCAAUAGUAAUGUGUGGGUAAAUCUAAUUCAUCAAGCGAAUGUGUAACAGAGAAUAUAAACAAUUGCAGAAUUUUUAUUCUGUUCGUAAAAUAUAUUAUAAAACAUCAUCUUUUGUGUAAUAAAAAUAUGGCUCCAAGAAAACGCGUGAACCAACUAAAUGAAGAAGGGGAGGGAACUAGAGGGAAAAAAGGGCCAAAGAAGAUCACUAAAUUAAAAGCUCCAACUUCGAUUAGAGUGGAAGUACCAGCGAAAACUACAAAGAAUACUAAAGCCAGAGUGGUGACUAGUCAUAAAUUAAAGUCCAGUGAUGCAAAUGGUGCAAAAAAACCAAAAGCCAGGGUAGUCACUACAAAAAAAUUAAGCAAGAAUGAAAUAAAAAUUAUGUUGGCUAAUGAAGUUGUUCAAGCUCAUUUUUCAAAAAUACCAAUAAUUCCUGAGAAGCCCGUGGAACCAAUAGUGAAACGAAAACCUGGACGUAAGAAACUCUUGAAUAAAGAAACGUGUGAUGUAAAGGAAGCAAAACCUGUCAUUGCAUCUGCAAUCGAAUCGGAUGCUCAUUUUGCAAAAAACACAAUAAUUCCCGAUAAGCCUUUGGAACCAAUGGUAAAACGGAAACCUGGACGUAAGAAACUCCUGAAUAAAGAAACGUGUGAUGUAAAGGAAGCAAAACCUGUCAUUAUAAUAUCUGCAAUCGAUUCAGAUGGUUCAGCUUUUGAAGAAACUCCCGAUACAAAACCGAAAGACAAGGGGCCCAAAGGAUUGCAAAGGAAAAAUGCAGCAUGUACAAAUACUGUAACAAUAGAUAAGAACGUAAAAGAUGAAUCAGUAAAUCGAAGUUACGUAACUAAACGGGGGUUAAAUACAAAAACGUGGAAGAGAACUGCUCAAAAUACUGUAAAACUUGGACAAGUCGAGCAUAAACCAAGAAAGAGAAUAAGAAAAGGUAAGAUUAGUGCUACUGUACCUGCAAAUGAUGAAAAUUUAACAACUUUGAACGAAGAUAAUAAAGAAAGUGACAAACAUAAAGAGUCCCUUAACAUUGAAACUGGUAGUGAUAUAUAUCCUGCAUUAAUAAAGACAAGAACAACUUCUGCUGGAUCUGAAUUGUCAUGGACUAAAGAUAUUUCAAGUUCUAGUACUACUACUUGCGUUACAGUGUGUUCAAAAGAUUUUGUACGUUUCGAUAACAAAUUACCUAUAGUCAAACUUACUCAUAUUAAAAAUAAAUUGGAAAUGGGUAAUAGUGUUAACGAGAAAGGUGAAUCUUUGACAGACAAUGAAACUGCUGAUGAGGAAUGUAAUAAAGGCUCAGUAAAGGAGCGAAGCGUUUCCCCCACCGCCGUAUCAGUGUCCCGAUCUUUGUCUUUGAGUUCGUCUUCUUCGUCUUCAUCAAGCUCAGACUCGGACAGUAAUAGUAGCGGUAAAAGUGCUGCAUUAGAAGAAAAUGUUGACAAAAUUGGUGAAGCAAUAGAUAAGCUUACAUCAAAUUUGAAAAAAUUCGAUCUGGAAAUUAUGACUUGGAUAGGCUAUGAAGAUGAAAGUGUUAGUCCAGUUACACAAAAUUUCCAUGACAAGAUAUAUAGGUUGUUAAAAGAAGAGAGUCAAGUUAUAGUACAUUGUCAAAACAUGAAGAGGGUGCUGCUAGGUGACGAUACUAAUUUAAUUUCUGAGGCUUAUGUUUGUGAAAAUAAAGAAAAUUCCGAUAAAGGCGCCAAUAAUGAAGGUUUUAUUAAGCCUGAUAGUAUAAAUAAAACAAAAUGUGAUAAAACUGUUCAUAACAACAAUGAUUUAUCAUGCAUCAAAGGUGCUAGCAACGACAAAAGAAGAGAUCAGAAUGAAGAAGUGGAAAGUGAAGAUACUUUAGAAAUUUCAAUUGAUGAUAGAUGCAAUGAUGACGAUGAUGCGUUGUCUUUGUUUGCUGAGAGUAUAACCGGUAUUGAAUCUUCUAGGAAAAACAAUUCAAUUGCAUCUGUAUCGAUUCUCAGUAACAACGAAUCAAAUGAAUAUAUACCACAACCAGUUAGGCCCAUUUUAAAUAAACCUGUUGAAACAGUGACUUAUUUCCCAACAAAAAUUAACAAGCAAGGUCAGGAAGAAGUUGAGGUACAAAAUAAUAAAGCAGUAAUGGUUUGUGAAAAACAAAACGCCGAUUCGACGUCAAUAUACAGAAAUUCUAAAAGUGAUACAAAUAAUAUAAUUCACGGGGACUUAGGUGAUACCAGCAAUUUGCAAAUAUUUCACGAAGAAAAUAAUAAAUCUCAUUCAUCUUUCAAUACUAUUACUAAAAAUAUAAAUCCUUACCAGUGCCGCGUUCUAAUGGCGUCUAUUUAUAAACCAAUACUGGGAGUUAAAAGUGUUAUUUUUGGGGGUGUAUGUUUUUUUAAUCUUAUAAAAAGUUGCAAAAAAUCCAGAUGUAGAUUUUUACAUGCCUAUCCUGAUAAUGAUAAGAUAAAAUCUAGGUUAACAAGACUAAGUGAAGAAUUGUUCAUCCAAGAAUAUAUGUUAUUACGGAAUUGGUCUAUACUACGAAGACAAUAUGGCAUACUUUUCGUUUUGGAAGGAAUAAGAAGAGAACUAACGAGAAUUGUUGUUGAAAUGGCAAUUGACUUUGUAUCAAAAGCUAAUCCCAAUUCAAAGGAAGAUGAAACAUUAAAAGUAGAGGUUGUUGAAACAGUUUUAUUGUAUUUAAAUACAGUCGACAUAUCUAUUGUCGCCGAUAUGCUUACUUUUAACGUUAAGAAUGGAGAAAUUCUUUGCGAUAUUUUCAUGCAAACGCUAGCUGAGACUCAGAACUUUUCUAGAUUCAAAAUUAUUUUUAUAAAUUUAACUAAUUUAAUUCACAAAAUCCCUAGGCAGUUUAGUUUAAAUGUUGCUACAUCACUAUUGGAAAGGGUUUGUAUAUUGCCAUUUGAAAAACCUUUGGUGCUGGCUCUAUUAAACAUUCUAAAGGGAACAUCACCAGAAAUAUUCCAAAAUAAAAUGAUUUGUCAUCUAGAAAAUCAGCUAUAUACUGAAAGUGAAGAUCUAUACGAUAAAUUGCUAACAAUUAAAGAUCAAAUUGCAGAGAACGAAUCUGUGAUAAACGAUAACAUAACAACUCCGCCGCUUAUUAAUUAUAAUUUAUAUCCAACUAAAAUGAAUUCUACAUUACAUAUGGAGAUAGAUAAAAGAUUAUCGCCGGAUACUACUAACUUGGACAACUUGAAUAAAAUCCACAAGGAGCCUAUAAUAACGCGUACGAUAAAUACAAAUCGAAUUUGGUCAUUUGAACAAAAUAAGAGGCCAAUACAUGUUUCGCCAAACGUAUCGAUUUCUUCGCAUGGUAAUGAACUUAGAAACAAUGGAGAGCACUAUAAAAAGUGGAAUAAUAGAACGAUAUUUGAUAAAAUAACGACGACUUCUAAGCCAACUCCUGGGACUACGAUGAUGAGGCUACAAGGCAUACCAAAAUUUAAGCGUCGCUUGGACCAACAUCGGUUUCCUUACGGAAACAGUCCUACUAAAUAUCCACGAAGAUCUGGACCCGAUUUCCUGUAAUAAGCCGAAAUCAACGUACGAGCCGCUGUCGCCAUCUACCGUACGGCAUAAAAAUCUCCCGCCAAUUCUCAUAAUCGCCUUACAAAAACUACGGUACGAGAUGGCUUAAAUCUCUUAUGCAUCCGGGGUGCUGACAGUGUGGACAAGUUGCUUGAUAUUUUCAAUUUUUUUACAGUAACUUUUUUAAAUCUUUGUAGUACAAGAAAAAGAUAUGCUUUUUCUAAGCUAAUGUACGUAAUAUAUGUUAACAUAUUACUGCAUCUUAAGUUUUGUUAUAUUUACGACCCGUACUGUGGGAAUAACUACACAUUUACGUUAUAAUUUUUCUAUUAUAAAAGUUGCUUGAUUGUUCCUUCUAAACUUAUGGAAAUAAGAUACUAUAUUUGUAAUUAGAACCACAUUGCUGAUUUAGAGAAAAUAUGCUGAACAAGUUUUGUUAUAAGUGUAGAUAUGAGAAUGAUUGUCAAAUUCGUAUAAUUAGUAUAUUUAGUUUUCAAGAGAUUUUGACCAAUAUUUAAUAUUUGACAAUGUUUUCUCUUAUUUCAAUUUCAUUAAAAAAAAAAACAAUUUUAUUAAAAAAAGCAAUUGUAAGGAAAUAUCUGUGCCUACCCACAUAUUUUAGUUUUAAAAUGAUAACGACGAAGUGUCCUAAUGUUAAUAUUAUACAGGUUAACGUGAAUAACAGACAUACUCAUAGCGUUGCUUAUAUUUAAUAAAAGUUAAUAUUUUUUUUUAUAAUGGACGCCGAACCGUUAAGAUCUUGUUUAUAAUGGCAAUAAAAUAAUGUUUUUCUCAGAAAAAAAAAAACAUAUUUUUAUUACAAAUAGUAGUUAAUAAGUUGCGGUGAUAAGCAGAUAGAGAAGUGAAUAUUUUUAUAAUGUCUGUACAAAUGUAAAUAAUCAGCACAUAUAAUUGUUAAAACAGUAUAUUAUAACGGUAAGAUUUAAAUAUGCUAAUAAAUGUUAUGUUUGAAUUUCUUUUUAAACUAAAAAAGAAUUGAUUGUUGCCAGUGUUUAAGAAAGAGAUGAAAAGUUAAGUAGGUUUUUUUUUAGUUGUAGACGACUCCUCAGCAGCCUUUAUAUUUGAACACUAUAAUUCGAGACUUUUAUAAGUCUACUUCAGUAUUACUUUAUUAAUACUUCACAAAAACCUCUAUUUUAAUUUGAUAAGACUAAAUAUAGUUGAACGUUGUACUUUUAGACCUUGAUUAUUUAAUGCUGAUGAUCCACAAAUUUUACUGCUUUAAGCAAGUUUUUUUUUACUUACUUUUAAUUUUAAUUAUCUUAUGUUUUAGUUAUGCUUAUAAUCAGUAUGUAAAAGGCUUUUGGAGUGAUUAAAAGACUCGCAUCAAUUCCAGCUCUAAGAUCAUAAAAAGGGAUAGUAUAAUUGUUUAUGUUCGUUUCUUCUUUUUAGCCUAUUCGAUCCACCGAUGGACGAAGACCGUCUCUAAUAAACGCCAUGCUCAUCGGUUUUGUUCUGUUCUCUUCCACCAGGUGCCCGCUACCUUUCCAAGCAACUACGCAACUUAUCCAUUAUCCAUUAUUAUAACCCGUUAAAUAACAUGGUACAUUACAUAUUGCAUUACGACCACUGUAGAUCGUACUCAUGAGGUACUCAAUUCGACUGCAUCUUUUUUUGUGUGUUACCUCAUAACAUUUUCUGGGGUGGACCAAUUGCAAUGAUUAUUUAUUUUUUUAUUUGAAAGCUGGUGCUUCUCAUGUGGUCCCAUAUAAAUUUGAUCAAGGUCUGACCAAUAGUUUUUGAGUUAUUCUUAAUAAUUUAUAUUGAAGUUGGUUGUGCAAAAUUUUUAAUUUUUAAUUAUUUAGUCUGGUUUUAGGCUUUUACCAUCUAAUUUGCUUUCCUUGUAUAAGUUGCCAAUACUUAUACAUACUCUAACGCCGGUAAUGGUUGCACAGAUAUUCCCACCGAAGUAGUAAAUACUCUACCCUACCAAAACUUAAAAUAUUUUGUGAUUGUUUCCAGUGAAGAUUUGCUCGGCGAUUCCUUAUACAGCUGUUCUCUUUUUUUCUGUAAACAUAUAAUUUAUAAUAUUUAAAAUAUUGCAAGUCCAAAGUGCGUGGUUCAGGAACCUGACGGAUUUGGUGACCAACGAGGUUUUUGUCAUAGUUAAUAUGCUUCUGAAUUGCAAUACUUAAGACUGGUAGUUCUUUCCAUUUAAAAUUGGAACUGAACUAGAGAAACCUUUAUGUAUCUUUACUUUUAUGCUAUCCCUUUUUAUUGCAUUUAAUUAAUCAUAAUACGAUGCAUCCAUUGACAUAUUAAUUGUUGUCUAUAAAAUACAAAAAGGAACCUAUAGGUACUAAGAAAAACAUUAAAAUAAAUUGCAAAUACAGUGUUAUUUUACAUAGAACAAUUUCAAGACGGCUAUAAUAAAUAUAUCGAUUAUUUCUCUAUCGUAUAAUAUUAUAUGUUUUUGAUAGAGUUCAUAUUUUGUCAUAGAGAGCAAAAACUGUUUUUUAUACUAGUCUGUAUCGUUAAUUUCCUCAAAUGUAUAGAACUAUUACAUAGGUUGCAUUUAUUCUGCUAAGAGUUAGUUAUAAGAAGUGUCAAGAAUCAUUUGUUUUUUAAAUGUUUUUUUUUUUUCGUUCAAACCUUAAGCUCAAUAAGUUUAAAUAUGU
Molecule: messenger RNA, 6349 nt
Organism: Parnassius mnemosyne (clouded apollo)
Lineage: Eukaryota; Metazoa; Arthropoda; Insecta; Lepidoptera; Papilionidae
Source: the annotation of a GenBank genome assembly